AGCGGCCUGAUCGCUGUUGCUAAGCGCCUCCGGAAGUAGCCCUAUGUUUACACAUUUCGGUGUGGAGACCUGACGUACACAAGCAUCUCAGCAAAGCCAAAAUGCCCCUUUUUGGCAAUACAUUCAGCCCCAAGAAGACACCACCUCGGAAAUCAGCAUCUCUCUCUAACCUUCAUACAUUGGAUCGUUCUACUAGGGAGAUAGAGUUGGGACUGGAGUAUGGAGCCCCUGUACUGAAUAUUGGAGGUCAGAGCUUGAAAUUUGAAGAUGGACAGUGGGUUACAGAGUCAGGAGGUACUACGUCAAGCAAAGAAGUACAGAAAUUGAAGAAGAGGAAUAUGCAGCUAGAAGAGGAGAAUAAUCUUCUCAAGCUUAAGAUUGAACUUCUCUUAGACAUGCUCACAGAAACCACAGCAGAGUCACAUCUGAUACAAAAGGAAUUAGAAGACAUGAAGAAUCAUUACAAGCGGAAGAAGUGAUGAAGAGUAUUUUAGAUUAUUUAUUGAGUUUUGGAUCCAAGCUUUUGUUUGUUACGGUUUUAUUUUAUUUAUUUUUUUUGGAUAUGGCUUUUGGACUUUUUUUCAGGUGGGAGGAUGUAAUUGUGUAAGUGAAAAAUCUUUCCUUGGAUGUUUCGAUGCCUCUGUUUCGAUGCCAAACAUGCCAUGUUUUAUUUUGGACAUUCUGGCAAAGUUGUAUUGAUCUGUUUAUUUCAGGGGUGACCAGUCUUAUCCACAAAGGGAUGGUGUAGCAGCAGGUUUUCAUUCCAAUAAAGCAGGAGAUCACAUGAUUAUUCGUUUGAAGACUGACCAGUUGAUUAAACAACUGGAGUCAGAUGUGCUCCAGGUGUGCUCCCACUUGUUUGGAAUGAAAACUACAGCCACACUGGCCCUUUGCGGAUAAGAUUGGACACCCUUGAUUUGUUUGAACCUCUUGGACUGUUGCAUUUACAGUGGCUAGUGCUACUUUACCAUGUAUUUUUGUAUUGUUUAUUUGCCAUUAAAUCAACGGUCAUGUCCCAUUUUUCGAUAA
Messenger RNA from Colossoma macropomum (tambaqui), 1029 nucleotides. It is a transcript of the gene cby1, whose product is annotated as chibby homolog 1 (Drosophila). The record is from RefSeq and is a predicted model, not a curated record. The transcript is spliced from 5 exons. NCBI's taxonomy places the organism in Eukaryota, Metazoa, Chordata, Actinopteri, Characiformes, Serrasalmidae. The coding region runs from base 102 to 479 and encodes 125 amino acids.